AUGAAUUUGACGAUACCGUGUGAAUUAUCUGAUUAUAUACAAGCUAUCAUAACUUUUAACAAGCUAUCAUAUCAAAACUAUGAAAGCUAUGAAGUGUUAUACAAGAAGCUACUUACUUACUUGAAGAAAGAAAACAUAUCUCUACCAAAGGAUCUUGUUGUCAAACAGGAGAAACCAAAGAAGUGGGUAGAUGAAGAAGAGUCUUCUGAUAAUGAGGAGCCAAAAGGAAAGUGUAUAAUGGUUCACAUUGAUGAAUUUCACACUGAAAAAUGUGACAACAGAUCCAACAUGGUUGAUGAUGACCUCUCUCUAGCUGCAAGAGAUUCAAAGAGGCAAGAUUGGGUUCCUUCUUUCAUAUUGUUCUCUCUUCCAGACGAUUUACACGGUUGAUACUAUUUUGCUUGAUAAGCAAUUAUUUCUUUAUGAUUGCUUUAUGUUUUAAUUUUUUUACUGAUUUUCUUUUUAUAACUCAAAAACUUAAGUUUUUAUGAUUUAAGCUUCAAGAAUCAUAACAUUUUAGCCCGCGUUCUACCAAAGGAG
Molecule: messenger RNA, 540 nt
Organism: Lactuca saligna
Lineage: Eukaryota; Viridiplantae; Streptophyta; Magnoliopsida; Asterales; Asteraceae
Source: the annotation of a GenBank genome assembly